CGCUUUUGAUUCAGAGAGAGAGAGAGAGAGAGAGAGAGAGACAGACAGACGCACACCCACACGCACACACGCACACGUUGCACUACUAGAGAUAGAAGAGAGAGAGAGACAGAGACAGAGAGCCAAACCAAGCAAAACUACUCUUCUCCAGCACCCCCUUCGUCCUCUCCGUCCACCGCCGCUGCGGCACGCUCCGGCGGGUCACUAUGAGCCCACUAUGACCCAGGCGCGAACCCCAGCCACCCAGUCCGACGACGAUACUAACCAGCCAACCACCAGCGGGAGCGGCGGCGUCACGACGGCCAUGAGGGUCAUAGUACCCUUACAAGGGGUAGUCCAGGGCAGGGGCGGCCUCGUUUUGGGCUCCCUCAUCCCCUGCGCUCUCUUCUACUUCUUGCAACUCUAUCUCAAGCGCCACCGCCCCUCCUCCGCCACCCCGCCGCCCACUCCUCCCACGGCAGUGGCGGCUGAGGUCUCCUCUCCUUCCGCCUUGCACCGGGUUCACUCUCGCUCCGUCAUCUCCCCGAGAGGCGCCCAUGUGUCUUCCAGGGGUAAUUCCAUCGCUAGACAGAGUGAUGGCCCCGUCGACAUCGGAUUAAGGAAGGUUUCGGAGGACCCCUAUGAUUCUGCAACGAAUCCAGACGGCGUUAUUCAGCUUGGUUUGGCUGAAAAUAGGUUGUCGCUGGAUUUAGUUCGAGAUUGGUUGGCGGAGAAUGCGAUGAAUUCGAUUGUUGCCGGGGAUUUGAGUAUAGAAAGGAUUGCAACAUAUCAGCCAUUUCAUGGAUUGAUGGAGCUGAAAGUGGCUGUGGCUGGGUUCAUGUCUCAAGUUAUGAAAAGAUCAGUGUCCUUCAACCCAUCACAAAUAAUAUUAACAGCCGGUGCAACCCCAGCCCUUGAGAUGCUUGCUUUCUGCCUGGCAGAUGUGGGAAAUGCAUUUCUUGUUCCCUCACCAUAUUACCCAGACCUUGAUAGGGAUGUCAAAUGGCGAACUGGGGUGGAGAUCAUACCCAUUCCUUGCCGCAGUGCAGAUGGCUUCAGUUUGAAUGCAAUUGCUCUUGAUCGAGCAUUUACACAAGCUAAGAAACGUGGUCUAAAAGUUCGUGGGAUUAUCAUUUCUAACCCAUCAAAUCCUGUAGGCAAUCUGUUCAAUCGGGAAAUACUUUACAACCUUUUAGACUUUGCUACAGAAAAGAACAUCCAUAUUAUUUCAAAUGAGAUAUUAGCAGGGUCCACUCACGGAGGUGAGCAGUUUGUUAGCCUGGCAGAGAUCACUGAUUCAGAAGAUUUUGACCGAAAUCGGCUUCAUAUAGUUUAUAGUCUUUCGAAAGACCUAUGUCUUCCAGGUUCCGGGGUGGGGGUCAUUUAUUCUUUCAACGAUAAUGUUCUGGCUGCUGCUAAAAAGAUGGCUAGAUUCUCAUCCAUCUCGGUUCCAACACAACAUUUGCUUAUCUCAAUGCUGUCAGAUACAGUUUUCAUCGAGAAAUUUAUCCAGACAACUAGGGAAAGGCUUGGAAGGAUGUAUGCCAAGUUUGUGGCUGGGUUGAAGCAACUAGGUAUUGAAUGCAUAAAAAGCAGUGGUGGUUUCUACUGUUGGGUUGACAUGAGCGGGUUCAUUCGAUCAUACAGUGAGAAGGGGGAGCUUGAGCUGUGGGACAAGUUGCUGAACAUAGCUAAGAUCAAUGUAACUCCCGGAUCUUCGUGUCACUGUAUUGAACCUGGGUGGUUCAGAUGUUGUUUUACCAUGUUGACUGAAGAGGACAUUCCAGUAGUUAUUGAGCGCAUUCGGAAAGUUUCUGAAACCUGUAAAUCUCACAGCUGAGACACUCUUCUAGUUCUUGUUUCAAUCACAGAAUCAGGUCAACCACAGAUACUUCAUGGACGCCAUCCUUGUGGUUUGGGAGUUUCAGUUUUAUCUUAGAAGCAGAACCUUGGCUUUUCUAAUCUGGUUGUGCAGUGGGUUAAGUUUCCCUGAAACUAUUGUGUCAUUUGAAGUUUGAUCGCCGAGAAGGCCUGAAAUAGAGAUGGGAGAUGAUCUUGCUUGCAUUGCUCGAGUUGUGUAUACUUGAGCCGGGGAGGUAAGAGGUCGCACAGGCUUGAAGUUGUGGCCUGACAGUUUUACCUUAAGUACAUUUUCUUUGUUUAAUCUCCUUUGCCAUUUGCUAUUCUUCCUUUCUUGAUUCUUCAAGAUGUCAAUCCUGUCUGCCUCAAUUUCUGUCUAUUGGAGAUGGGCAAUUGUUAUAAUGCAGAAGUCGGUAGAGAGGUAGAGACAAAAGUGUCUGGUCAAAAUUCAUUUGAAAAGCUUCUGUGCAGAAUAAGUGUGUAACUGAUUUGCGGAUCGGUUCAAAAGUAUUCUUUUUUCUCA
Molecule: messenger RNA, 2362 nt
Organism: Diospyros lotus (date-plum)
Lineage: Eukaryota; Viridiplantae; Streptophyta; Magnoliopsida; Ericales; Ebenaceae
Product: 1-aminocyclopropane-1-carboxylate synthase 6-like
Exons: 4
Coding region: 218-1819 (533 amino acids)
Biological process (GO): amino acid metabolic process; biosynthetic process
Molecular function (GO): aromatic-amino-acid:2-oxoglutarate transaminase activity; L-aspartate:2-oxoglutarate transaminase activity; pyridoxal phosphate binding
Source: RefSeq, a predicted model, not a curated record